AUGAAAGGUCUGGUUACUUUGGUUACCGGUGGUGCAUCCGGUCUAGGUCUUGCUUGCGCGAAACGAUUUUCUCGCCAAGGAGCACGAGUGAUUAUAUGCGAUCUACCGGCAUCGAAAGGAAGUGAAGUUGUGCAGAAAUGGGACACUAUCUCUCAAACUUCAAGUCAAGAACUCGAUGAACAAGCUGAAAAACUUGCUGCUCCACGAAAUGGACAAGACGAUGGACAAAAGUCAACUGGAAAUAAGACAAACACUCCUUCAGCGACUCCAAAUUUACAAACCGAUGGACCUUAUUUCUUUCCUGCAGAUGUAACUAACGAACAACAGAUUCAAGAUAUGUUCAAUAAAGUCAAGCAACAAUACGGACGUGUAGAUGCUGUGGUCAAUUGUGCAGGUAUUGGUGUUGCUUUUCGAACUUAUAACAUCAAUAAACGUUCUAUGCAUGGUCUUGAUGAAUUUAAACGUGUACUUAACGUCAAUGUCGCUGGCACAUUUAAUGUGAUUCGUUGGGCUUGCCAUAUUAUGGCUGAUAAUCAACCAGAUGCCCAAGGUCAACGUGGAGUUAUUGUUAAUACCGCAUCUGUAGCAGCUUAUGAAGGUCAAAUUGGUCAAGUAGCUUACGCAGCAUCGAAAGGUGCAAUCGUCUCGAUGACAUUACCAUUGGCACGUGACUUAGCGAACAUGGGUGUUCGGGUUUGUGCCAUUGCACCUGGUGUCUUUCAUACACCCAUGCUGGGAUCUUUACCAGCAAAAGUUCGAACAUUACUAGGCAAUAUGGUACCAUUUCCGGCACGAUUGGGAAAUUCUGAUGACUAUGCACAUCUUGCUCAAGCAAUUAUUGAAAAUCCAUAUCUUAAUGGUGAAAUUAUUCGGUUAGACGGCGCACUUCGUAUGCCACCGUAA
Adineta ricciae is the source of this 903-nucleotide messenger RNA. The record is from the annotation of a GenBank genome assembly. Lineage: Eukaryota; Metazoa; Rotifera; Eurotatoria; Adinetida; Adinetidae.